GAUGCGCGCGGCUGGCAAGGUGAGAUAGAUUCGGAUUUUUUUAUUCGGCGAGUUGAGCUCUCUGAGCUCACCGUGCCCACCGAGAGAGGCGCGCGGAGCCGCACGCGCAAACCAUGAUCAUCAUCAGAGCCGCCGCCGCCGCCUCACGCGCCGCUCUCUCGCGCCCUUCUCCUCGUCUGAUGCCCGAGCCCCUCAUCCGGCUUCCAAAAAUAAGCUCCUGCCUCCACCACCAUGCCGAAGAACGAAAAACAAGAAGAGGGGUAUUUUUAGGGCCAUCGAUUCGGACCACGUGUCCCGGAGGCGCACCGCAUGGCCAUUGCGCACAGACUCCGCACCAGUAUGUCCCGCGAGGGCAGCGCGCGAUGGACGUCCACCGCGGUCCUUCUCUGCGGGUUCCUCGUGGGGGUGGUGUCAUCACAUCCGAUCCCGAGCAGGACUAACGCGAGCGCGCUGGAGGACGCGUGGGAGAGGCUCUUCUCCCGCUCUGUGCUCGGGCUCUCCGGGGACCGAUCGGAGCUCAGCUGGGAGACUGACUAUCUGCUGGGCAUCAAGAGGGUGCGGAGGCUCUACUGCAACGUGGGCAUCGGGUUCCACCUCCAGGUCCUGCCGGACGGCGCGAUAGGCGGUGUUCACGAGGAGAGCCAGUACAGUCUAAUAGAAAUCUCCACGGUGGAGCGGGGGGUUGUCAGUUUGUACGGGCUGAACAGUGGCCUGUUUGUCGCAAUGAACGGCAGAGGACGGCUGUACGGAACGGCAGUCUUUCAGGACGAGUGCAAGUUCAAGGAGACCCUGCUCCCGAACAACUACAACGCCUACGAGUCUUCCGUCUACAAGGGCUUCUACAUCGCCCUCAGCAAGCACGGUCGCGUGAAGAGAGGCAACAAGGCCACCACCGCCAUGACGGUCACACACUUCCUCCCGCGACUAUGAGCCGACACGCGCUGUAACUCACCAAUUUGCACAUGUGGACGUUUUUGCCAGCCUGUGCCCAUAUAUAUAUAUGUCGAUAUAUAUGCGCACAUGCAUAGAAACACAAAUAGAUACUGACUGAAAAACAACACUAUAACUAAUGGUAUUUAUUCUGUCUUUAUAUAUAUGUAUAUUUGGGUAGUUGACUUUGUAUUAGGACUUAUGUGUACGCCACACUUUGCUGCUUAUGAUUUCCGUUAUCAUCAUAUAACGUGCGAGAGACUUGUGGCCUCUCCUCUUCGUAUGGGUGCUUUGCCAUAAACGGUAAAGACUUCGCCCUCUCACUGCUAUGGCUAACAUCCUUAGCUUUUAACGGGGAAAGUGAUACUUUUUAUUACCUCAAGUGGCCACCUGCUGAAUGGAUGCAUGACAUUACGCUCAGUAGAAUGUCCACCCCCCGACCCCAAUACCCCCCUUCCGUAACCUCCUCCCCCUAAGCCUGGACUCCUCCUUCCCCCAUCAGCGUUUUCCCCGCUGAAUGAGAGCUUUCGAAUGCGCUCCCCUUGUCACGUGAUGAGACGGUGCCUUAGACUUGUGGCUCCCUUUACGGUAACAAACGCACCCCCAGUACCCCCCACCACCACCACCACCCCCAAAGUCAGAAAUAGGGCUGAAACGCGAGGAGGCUCCACUCCACUUUUCAGAGCGAUGCGAAAGUAGCUGCUGAUGGUAGGACCAGCUGAUCACCUUGGCUGUUCUAGCUUCUCAUCUCAGAGUCAGGUGGUAGGAAUUCUGCAUUUACCGCACUAAUUUGUUGUAAGAUCCCGAGCACUGACCGAUGGUCAGUAGGACACGGAGGUCCCUGCGCUUCCUCUGGGAAGCUGCACCUUUACCUCCAAACUAGAUACUGCUCUGCACAGUUUAUAAGCUCUCCAACUUAUUCUACAGCG
This is a messenger RNA of Scleropages formosus (Asian bonytongue), 1859 nucleotides long. RefSeq names its product fibroblast growth factor 6-like. Gene Ontology annotation, molecular function: growth factor activity. Bases 310 to 930 code for a protein of 206 amino acids. Lineage: Eukaryota; Metazoa; Chordata; Actinopteri; Osteoglossiformes; Osteoglossidae. The record is from RefSeq and is a predicted model, not a curated record. The transcript is spliced from 3 exons.